Hippocampus zosterae (dwarf seahorse) is the source of this 6475-nucleotide messenger RNA. It is a transcript of the gene adgrb1a, whose product is annotated as adhesion G protein-coupled receptor B1a. The transcript has 32 exons. Gene Ontology annotation, molecular function: G protein-coupled receptor activity. The record is from RefSeq and is a predicted model, not a curated record. Lineage: Eukaryota; Metazoa; Chordata; Actinopteri; Syngnathiformes; Syngnathidae. Gene Ontology annotation, cellular component: plasma membrane; dendrite; postsynaptic density. Bases 696 to 5369 code for a protein of 1557 amino acids. Gene Ontology annotation, biological process: cell surface receptor signaling pathway; engulfment of apoptotic cell; adenylate cyclase-activating G protein-coupled receptor signaling pathway.
AGUCAUUUUGGUGUAAUUCAAUUCCUUUGACGGCACCGUGGACGAGAUUUCCAAACAAGGAAUGCGGCUGUUGCUGCAAGCAGGCAGAGAAAAAGCAGAGCUGCAAGUCCUCGGCGGCGGGUUCGGGGAUGUGCGCAAGCCCACCUCAGAUUCACUCCUCCGUCAAACCCACACCUUCACCUGGAAGAUAGUAAAAAACUGUGCAGGCGAGAUUUAGACACAGUUGAAAUGUGGAAAAACAAAACUCACAGGAAGUACAACUAGCGGGUUAUUUCUCUGUCAAUUAAAGAAGAUGGACGUUUGAUUGAGGAACAGAACAAGAAAGCAACAUACGAACACACUCGUUAUUUUCCUUACAUUUUUACGCACUGAGAGAACAAACGGAAUCAACGGACAUUCCCAACUCGUUGGGGUUUCACACAUCUCAAUAUCAACAAUUUAAACAUUGGUGAUUUUUGUUGACCUAUCGAAGGACUUACUGGCACACUUUUUUGGGAUUUGGUUGGUGUCCAGUGACAAUAUGCAUCAAAUGGAGAAGUGACUUGUUCAAGGUUGCUGGGAAAUUACCCCGCCAUCCGUCAAUUUAUGGAUUUUUGAGCGCUACCAUCACAUUUUUUGCAUCUCUUAAACCUCCUCGAACGACAAUUCCUAAAGAGUCAGUCCAAACUGCAACAUCAUUCUGUUUAUCUAAAACAAUGUCGAACAUUGCAUCUCAAUUUGCCAGUUGCCCGCCUCGAAUGGUGAUUCAGUAUUUUUUUCCUCUGCUAUUGAUGGGGGCUUGGUGCCACUCAUCCCCUUCAGGGUCCAAGUCAAACUCCUGUUCUACACUGGUUCAAAGCCGCUUUUUUGGCUUCUUUCGGUCAUCAUCAGUAUUCCCCACUGUGCCUUGCUCCUGGACCCUGCAGAAUCCUGAUCCACGACACUACACCGUCUUCAUCAAGAUAACCAAACCUACCCAGGACUGCCCACUGUUACAGCUUCAUAUCUUCCAAUACGACUCCUUCUUGGAGACCACACACUCCUACCUAGGAAUUGACAGCUUUGACGAAGUUGUGAGGCUGUGUGACACCUCCUCACCAAUGGCCUUCCUAGAGGCCGACAAGCAGUUUGUUCACAUGAGAAAGGGUCCUCAUCAGAAAGAUGCAACCACUAAAAGUGACAGUGAUGAGUUCAAAGUCGAGUACCUGGUUGUUGGAAAACGUAACCCCAGCAUGGCAGCCUGUCAGAUGCUUUGCCAGUGGCUGGAGGACUGCCUGGCCUCCAGCACAUCAAGCAGGCCAUGUGGCAUUAUGCAGAUGCCGUGUUCGUGCUGGCAUCCGCCGCCAAAGCACGGUGAGGGCAACAGCUGUUACUACAAUGGAGUUUACCUGGAAAACUGUUUACCCAAAGUAAGAGAAACUGGAAAAAACAUCAAAAUAAAUGGUAAAGACCUGCAAAUUUCUCGAAGUCAGUCACUUCGUUCAGUGGACAGUCGUAAGCAGCUUGAUGAUGGAGACAAGCAACAAAGUGGACAGCAAAACCCUCAGACAGACUCAACCUCAGGUGAGGAGUGGUCAGCAUGGAGUGUGUGUUCUGCUACAUGUGGGGAGGGCUGGCAGAGUCGCACUCGUUUCUGUGUCUCCUCCUCGUACAGUACCCAGUGUAGUGGGCCACUGCAGGAGCAGAAAACUUGCAACCCUGCUGUUUGUCCAGUGGCCGGUGCUUGGGAUGAAUGGUCACCAUGGAGUUUAUGUUCGUCAACAUGUGGCAGAGGUUAUAGAUCCCGAACACGAACCUGCACGCCACCCCAGUUUGGAGGAGAUCCCUGUGAUGGUCCAGAGAAACAGACUAAAUUCUGUAAUAUAGCUGUCUGUCCAGUGGAUGGCGAAUGGAAUGAGUGGUCAAGUUGGAGUUCCUGCUCAUCUUCCUGCUCUAAUGGCACCAUGCAACGAACAAGAGAGUGUAACGGCCCCUCAUACGGAGGUUCUGAAUGUAGAGGAGAGUGGUUGGAGACCGUUGACUGCUUCCUUGGGGAAUGCCCUGUGGAUGGGAGGUGGCAGCCAUGGUCUUUAUGGUCAGGGUGUUCCAAGACUUGUGGCGGUGGGAGACAGCAGAGAAACAGAAUUUGUUAUGGGCCCUUUUUUGGGGGGCAGUCUUGCCCUGGAGAACGAGAAGAGGUCCGGCACUGUAAUGAAAAAAGAUGCCCGGAGCCUCAUGAAAUAUGUGCUGAGGACAACUAUUCAAACAUUGUUUGGAAGAUGACUCCUGCUGGAGAUACAGCAGCAGUACGAUGUCCUCCCAAUGCAAUGGGGUUGAUUUUGCGUCGCUGCAUCCUUGAUGAGGAGGGUAUGGCAUUCUGGGAGAAUCCGACCUAUAUGAAGUGCAUUUCCAAUGAUUAUCGCAGCAUACAAACUUUGACUCGAGAACAUUUAUCCAAAGCACAGCGAGGCCUUGUGGGUGAUGGACUGUCUGAAGUGAUGACUAAACUGAGGGUGACUUCCAGUGAUGGCACCAGCUACAGUGGUGAUUUGCAGGCCAUUUUGGAUGUGCUGAAGAACAUGACUGAGAUCUUCAGGAGGGCAUACUACAGUCCCAGCAGUGCAGACAUGAGGAACUUUGUCCAGUCACUUAGUAAUCUACUAAUGGAAGAAAACAGAAUGCGAUGGGAAGAAGCUGAACUGGUAAAGCUGGGUCCAAACAUCAAAGAGCUGUUCCGCCUGUUUGAGGACUUUGUGGAUGUUGUCGGUCUGAGAAUGAAAGACUUUCAGGACAUGUAUGAAGUGACCGACAACAUAGUUCUAAGCAUCCACAAGCGUCCUGUGCUGAGUAAUGCAGAUAUCAGCUUCCCGAUGAAGGGUUGGAGAGGCAUGGUGGAUUGGGCUCGCAACUCAGAGGACAGAGUCAUCAUCCCAAAACACGUCCUGCUAACAGCCAAGCCAGAUUCAGACGACUCCUCGACAUUUGUAACAGGUAUCAUUCUGUACAGAAACUUGGGAAGCGUUCUGAAUUUGCAAAGAAAUGGCACUAUACUCAACUCCAAGAUUGUAUCCGUCACCAUUAAACCCACUCCUGCUUCACUUUCUGCUCCUGUUAUAGUUGAAUUCUCUCACUUGUACAACGGCACCACGAAUCAGACAUGUAUAUCCUGGGAUGAAAAUGAAAGCUCCUCUCUGCUGGGAUCCUGGUCUGCUAGGGGCUGCAAAACCGUACUCGUCGAUGCACUCAGAACCAAAUGCCUGUGUGACAGACUGUCCACCUUCGCCAUUUUAGCACGACUUCAUCCCGAAAUGAACAUGGAUAAGACACAGCUCCCAUCUGUGACACUGAUUGUGGGUUGUGGAGUGUCUUCUCUGACAUUGUUGCUACUCAUCAUCAUCUACGUGUCGGUCUGGAGAUAUAUUCGGUCUGAAAGAUCAGUCAUUCUUAUCAACUUCUGCCUUUCAAUCAUUUCUUCCAAUGCCCUUAUUCUCAUCGGACAGACCCAAACAAGAAAUAAGGUCUUAUGUACCAUAAUAGCUGCGUUUCUUCACUUUUUUUUCCUGUCAUCAUUCUGUUGGGUCCUGACGGAGGCAUGGCAGUCAUACAUGGCAGUGACGGGUCGUCUAAGGAAUCGAAUAAUACGCAAGCGUUUUCUCUGUCUUGGUUGGGGACUCCCCGCCCUUGUUGUUGCAAUCUCAGUGGGCUUUACCAAGGCAAAAGGCUACGGAACACCGAGCUACUGCUGGUUGUCUCUGGAAGGAGGUCUACUCUAUGCAUUUGUUGGACCAGCUGCUGCUGUUGUCUUGGUUAACAUGGUUAUUGGGAUUCUCGUAUUUAACAAACUGGUGUCCAAAGACGGCAUUACUGAUAUGAAACUAAAGGAGAGGGCGGGGGCUCCUCACUCAAGAACAUAUCAGCCUCAGAAGCCCCUUCCCAUGCUAUCAAUGACUUGUCAGAUGACAGUGCCACUGUACAAUAUGACGCUCAAAUGUGCCAAGUGUGGAGUUAUCUCGUCGGCUGACGUAUCCGCCACAGCUACCAGUAACGCCAUGGCCUCACUGUGGAGCUCCUGCGUGGUUUUGCCCCUUCUGGCUCUUACAUGGAUGUCAGCUGUACUUGCCAUCACUGACCGGCGCUCUGCACUAUUCCAGAUUCUAUUUGCUGUCUUUGAUUCUAUGGAAGGCUUUGUCAUUGUAAUGGUGCAUUGCAUCCUGCGAAGAGAGGUUCAGGAAGCAGUAAAGUGCCGCGUGGGAGACCGCCAGGAAGAUGGUAAUGGGGAUUCUGGUGGAUCUUUCCAGAAUGGACAUGCUCAGCUUGUGACUGACUUUGAGAAGGAUGUUGAUAUGGCUUGCAGAUCAGGCAAUAUGAAGCACUCCUCCCUCCAGGGAGAGGAAAAGCCCACUUCUGGGGCUGUAACCCUUCAAAGGGGAUCUAACUUCAAUACAAUGCCAGCCAGUAUGGCCAAGGUCCAUCUCCAGAACAUGGCAGAUUAUACCAGCCACACACUGACUCUACGCAGAGAGAAAUGUACUACUAAAGGAAUCAGCACUGAGUUGCCAGGUGCCAAAUCCAUUUACAUAUGUGACAGUGAGCUCUUUAAGCAGCUAGAUGGUGACCUUCCACAAAGGAAUGGCGAAGGAAGCAGUUGUGAGGGCACUGGCAAAGCCCCAGGGCUAGUCCUAUUACCAACCAACAACACAGCUACCCUCAGGCCAGCCAAGGGCAAAGAAGAGCAUCCAACCAAGUACAACAUUAGUGUUGAGCAGCUGCCUCAGACAAGGCACAUCCACCUGGCUAACCCUGUCAGUGGUGAGCCAGUGCUUGGAUUCGGACUGAAGAGCUUGCCUGCUGACCAGGUCAGUGUGUCAUGUUCAGAGAGAGACUCACCUGCGCACAACCUUCAAAACCUGCCAAGAGACUCUCAAGUGGACAGCAGCACCUGUAAUGGAGCAGAAUCUGGAAACUCUGUUGUGAUGACAAAGAGUGAAACUGUUUCUACACUAUCUACAAGCUCCCUGGAGAGGCGAAAAUCACGCUAUGCAGAGCUUGACUUUGAGAAGAUAAUGCACACCCGGAAACGCCACCAGGACAUGUUUCAGGACCUGAACAGGAAGAUUCACAAUGCAGACAUGGAUGUAGAGUCUUCACCUGUUGAUGCCAAAGCUACUAAAAGAUGGAGCGUGUCCUCUGCCGGCAGCGACAAGACCAACAUAAGUGAUAAGCAGCAGACUCCAAGUAAGAGGGUGUGGGAGGGCAUUCAAAAGACCCACUCACCUCCAUCUUGGGGAAGAAAAGACCUGGCAACAGCAGUGACCUCCCCUUUGGAGAUGCAGACGGUAGAGUGGGAGAAGACAAGUGCAACUAUUCCUUUGGUAGGCCAGGAUAUCAUGGACCUGCAAACGGAGGUGUGAUAAAUAAGGCGUAUUUCCUUGCGUAACCUUUCACUUCACUCUUGGACAAAUAAGGAACAUGUCACAUGUACUGGAUGAGUUCUACUGCAAAUGUGAGGAAAAAGGAGAGUAAAAAAAGACACUAAAUGCAGGACAUUUCCAUACGAGAACUGCUGUCAUGAUGUCUUUGUAUGUUGUUUCAUUUACUGUUUUGACCGUGUUUUCAUCAGACACGAACUGCCUCCCUGAAUAUGGACAUGAGUACCAAACUGCUUACGGGGGAGGGACGGUUUGGUCGGACAUUUAGUGACUCCAUUGUGUAUCAUACACAAAGGCUAUGACUUGUUGUCUAGUAUGUAUUUAAUGGUUGUAAUGUAAUUAGUCAUGUCUUCUUUCUAUCCAUUCAGUCUUAUUACGUCACUGUUGCACUCUCUUUCUCUAAAUCAGCACUGCUGUUUUACAUGGCUCAAAUGUUUUUUUCCUCAACAUCAGUGAUAAAUUGAAAUAUCAAGAAUAGUUUGAGGACAGACUGCCAAGCGCCCGCUGCUAUGCUCCUUAAGUCAAUCCCUUCGCCUGCACAAAUCACCCAUAUCCUUCUGGCUCCGACAUUUUUUUUCCACACUAGCACGGUUGGCACUGGUGAGACAAGUUGAAGGGGAAUGUGGAUGAAAACAAAAUCAAGCGUCCAAAAGGAGAAUUGCCUUCUCCUCGAAUUAUUCCUCUGCUGAAAUUAUAGCAGGCUUUGACAUCUAAUUGGGCUUCGACCACAAUUCCACCCCUGAGGAUCGGGGAUAGCUCACAUCUACACUCAACUGUGUGGCAUUUGUUGACAACGACAAGCAGGCAGGCUUCGUGUUGCUAAAAUUCCAUUUUUAAAAUUGGUCUGAAAAAGGAAUAUCUAUGUUGAAUAAUUAAAAAUAGGUAUGUGGCUCAAGAUAUGAAUAUACAGUCUACCGUAUGUUGUGAUACAUAAAAGGAACAUGAAAGCACAAGGCUCAUUUGGAGUCACGAUGUACAGCAUUGUAAUUAUAUGACAGAGUUCUACAGAGUGCAUUUCAGCGUUUAAAUAUAUUUCAUACUCUGCUUUUGAAGAGUCAUUAUUAAAUAUCAAAAGAAGUAUUACGAUA